GGCUGUAGUACGCAUGAGCAGUUGGGCGGUGACGGGGUGACGCUUGGAGCGUGAGCCGCGACUUUCACGGGUCCGGUUCCGCCCUCUUCUCACUGCCGACCCUCCGGGGCUAGUGCUGAGAAGUCUUUCCCAGAGUGCUCUGCGCCGUGAAGAAGCGGCUCCCGGGGACUGGGGGCAUUUUGCGUUGGCUAGAGCCGGAGUAACAAGAUGGCGGCGUCGGCGGAGUGACAGGGGUCCCUCCGGGCGGGAGCCGGCGGCAGUGGUGGCAGCGGUAUCACCGCCCUAACUCACCGCGCCCCUUUUCCAGCCCGCGACGUCGCCGCGGAAGCGAGGCAGUGGCGGCCGCCCGGACACAAGUGGCCCAGCCCGGGAGCCGCGAGAACCCCGCUUAAACUGCAACCUAGCCAAAAGAAACCGGACUGGGCGGCGGCGAUCGGGUUCCCCUCGGCGGAUUCGGGGCCCUGUGACGCCAGAAGCCGACGUGCUCGGUUCCCUGCCGCCUUCCUCCGCCGCCUUGCUCAGGGGACCAGCCCAGAGGCCCGCGUCCUCCUCUCCGAGGUGUCGGGGCUGGGCCCCAGCCUCCGCCUUCGUCUCCCACGAUGGCGAGCAGCAGCGGCUCCAAGGCCGAGUUCAUUGUCGGAGGGAAAUACAAACUGGUACGGAAGAUCGGGUCUGGCUCCUUCGGGGACAUUUAUCUGGCGAUCAACAUCACCAAUGGCGAGGAAGUGGCAGUGAAGCUAGAGUCUCAGAAGGCCAGACACCCGCAGUUGCUGUACGAGAGCAAACUCUAUAAAAUUCUUCAGGGCGGGGUUGGCAUCCCCCACAUACGGUGGUAUGGUCAGGAAAAAGACUACAAUGUGCUAGUCAUGGAUCUUCUUGGACCCAGCCUUGAAGACCUCUUCAAUUUCUGUUCAAGAAGGUUCACAAUGAAAACUGUACUUAUGUUAGCUGACCAGAUGAUCAGUAGAAUUGAAUAUGUGCAUACAAAGAAUUUUAUACACAGAGACAUUAAACCAGAUAACUUCCUAAUGGGUAUUGGGCGUCACUGUAAUAAGUGUUUAGAAUCUCCAGUGGGGAAGAGGAAAAGAAGCAUGACUGUUAGUACUUCUCAGGACCCAUCUUUCUCAGGAUUAAACCAGUUAUUCCUUAUUGAUUUUGGUUUGGCCAAAAAGUACAGAGACAACAGGACAAGGCAACACAUACCAUACAGAGAAGAUAAAAAUCUCACUGGCACUGCCCGAUAUGCUAGCAUCAAUGCACAUCUUGGUAUUGAACAGAGUCGCCGGGAUGACAUGGAAUCAUUAGGAUAUGUUUUGAUGUAUUUUAAUAGAACCAGCCUGCCAUGGCAAGGAUUAAAGGCUGCAACAAAGAAACAAAAAUAUGAAAAAAUUAGUGAAAAGAAGAUGUCCACUCCUGUGGAAGUUUUAUGUAAGGGGUUUCCUGCAGAAUUUGCCAUGUACUUAAACUAUUGUCGUGGGCUGCGCUUUGAGGAAGCCCCAGAUUACAUGUAUCUGAGGCAGCUAUUCCGCAUUCUUUUCAGAACCCUGAACCACCAAUAUGACUACACAUUUGAUUGGACAAUGUUAAAGCAGAAAGCAGCACAGCAGGCAGCCUCUUCAAGUGGGCAGGGUCAGCAGGCCCAAACCCCCACAGGCAAGCAAACUGACAAAACCAAGAGUAACAUGAAAGGAACAAAGGCACCCAUUUUUUAUUUUAACUGUUGUUGCAGUGAAGAUGGGUUUGGACUUUGAGAAGCCUGGAGACGCCACCUAAACUACAAGAUCAAAACCAAGCACACUGGGGAAAAGAAUGCUUAGUACUUGAAGUUGGAAUGUCGGAUACCUCCUGGAUGCUCCUAUUGAGAUUUUUUUUUUUUUCUGAACAAACUGUAGUAACAUCUUAGGACAAUUCACUGGAGAAACAUUGAUCUCUGGGCGGAAUGUCCCACCUACUACCAGCUAACCUGAAGAGUUAAAUCUGGAUUUGAUGCUGUAUUGUAUCAGGAAUAUUGUUAGGCUAGCCUUUAACCAAUCCGUAACAAUUGUAAUCAUUAAUUGACCCAGCAGUUCUUCAAAUCAGAUUAAAAGAUGAACAGAUAAAAUUCUUACCUAGAUAUAAUUUUUAUCCCUGUUAAAGAAGUUUUUUUUUCAUAUUUUGCCUCCAAUGUAACAUAUUUCCUUUUUAGUUUGUUAGUGACUAUGGUUUCCAUUUAAAACUGUUUGGAUAUUCAACAUAGUAAUUAUUCCAUAUAAUUAUGUAAGCAAGCUAUGAUAAAAGAAAACCCAACAAUUUUCAUAGUUGUGAAAACUUUUUUUAUGGCAUUUAACAAUAAUUGCAGUACUUUAAAUCAAAUGCUCGUCACAAAAAAGGUCAUUUUAUUUUGCUAAUCCAUACAUAGUUUUAAUUUGCUUUAAAAUACUCUAUUUUAAAAUUGGGAUUAGAUUACAGAAUAUGGUCAGAUUUGUUAAAUCAGGUUUGAUUCGAUAGCUUUUUUUUUAAUGGCUUACCUUGCUAAUCCUAUCAAUAAUAUAUGCCAGAUAAUGAUAUUCCUUUUGGUAAAGUACAUUUUCAGAAAGUUCCUUAUCUUUUAUUUUUGGCAUUUGGUGUAUGAACAUAGUACUUGGGAUAGGCAAUAAAGAUCUGUUCUGUUCCUAGCCUUGUGUUAAGGCACUAUGGAGAGACAAGGAAGUGUAGCACUGACAUCUUGUCCUCGGGGCUUAGCACAAUAUAUUUGUUAAAUGAAUGAAGAUGACUUUCUGGCUUCAGAUAAAAAACAAACUCCUAGUUAGCAAGUGAGAGAAUAUUUCAAAAAAGGAGCAGUUUGUGAUUGACAGAAGCAUGGUUUGUGCUAAGAAAGUGAGAGAUCAAAUAGAGCUGGCUAUCAGGGUAACAUGCCUUUACAUGGAAGCCCAGCAAGCAUGUCAAACAUGCGGGCCACUGGCCUAGAGUCUAAGUGUGGCUGAGAGGGGAGUGUUUGCAGGGUGGGAAGGCAUGAGAAGUAAAUAAAGCCAAAAGAGCAACUGGCCCACUUUUUCAAAUCAGAGACAAUACCUAGCCUUUUUAAUGCAACUGAUGGAGAUAAAAAAAGUUUUUAGAGUCUGAGGUUUCUUUAAAAAAACCAUAAUCAGUUUUGUGUUCAGUGGAAUAACUCAAAUAAUUAUGCCUUGAAUACAUUUAUUAAAACUUAUUGUUUCUUAUUUGUAUCAGAAAUAAUGUGCAGAAAAAUCCUACUCAUACAUAGUAUGAUUAAAACUAUACUUUCCA
Messenger RNA from Eptesicus fuscus (big brown bat), 3264 nucleotides. RefSeq names its product casein kinase 1 alpha 1 (gene CSNK1A1). Gene Ontology annotation, molecular function: ATP binding; protein serine/threonine kinase activity. The transcript has 11 exons. Bases 600 to 1751 code for a protein of 383 amino acids. NCBI's taxonomy places the organism in Eukaryota, Metazoa, Chordata, Mammalia, Chiroptera, Vespertilionidae. Gene Ontology annotation, cellular component: nucleus; cytoplasm. The record is from RefSeq and is a predicted model, not a curated record. Gene Ontology annotation, biological process: signal transduction; peptidyl-serine phosphorylation; negative regulation of canonical Wnt signaling pathway.